ACGGUACGCAUAAUAUGGACUUUGCUCGCAGACAUGAUGCGACUAAUACACGAGAGUCAUCUGCGUGCAAAGUUUUAACAUUGAACAAUUUAUAUACAUAUAGUUAUGUGUAAACAUAUUUCAUAUAAGUAAAGCAUGAAUUUUCAAAAAGUGUCUACUACCUAUAGGGAAAAGUGAAUAUUUUUACUGUUAAAACAAAAAAAAUAAUUUUUUUAAUUAAUUCCUGGAAUGUGUUUUGUUUUUUGUUCAAAAAUUAUUGUGUUUUUAAUAAUAAAAUAAGCCGGUUUUGUUUUUAAUUGUAUAGACACGUACAAUAUUAUAAAAUACAGAUAUAAAAAUUUUUCAAUAUAAUGUGUUGCAAAAUUGUAAAUACGAGUAACAUGGACGGAAACGAAGGCGGAUGUCAAGUAAUAAAAAAAUAUUUAAUAAAAUUUUUACGAUGCAUUGUUGUACAAAUUCAUUGUUUAUUCGAUUGUACUGUUGAUUUUUGCUUUGAAUUAUAUUACAAUAAAAAUAAACAAAAUAGAGUGCCACCUAUAAAAGAUGAAUUAUUACUCGAAAGUGGAAUUUCACUUGCACAAAAAAUAAGAAAUGGAGAAGUAACAUCGGAAAAAGUAGUGAGGGCAUUUAUUGAAAGAUGCAGAGAGGUAAAUCCAAUAAUUAAUGCAGUUGUUAAUCAACGUUAUAGUGAUGCAAUUGUUGAGGCAAAAAAAGUGGAUGAAUUUUUAAAAGAUGAAAAUAUUAAUCGAGAAAUUCUAAAGGAGAAAAAACCAUUUUUUGGGGUACCCUUUACAACGAAGGAGGGCAACACAGUUGCUGGAAUGAGACAUUCAAUGGGCAUUUUGUCGAGAAAAGAUCACUUUGCACUGACGGACGCAGAUAUUGUCGCCAAUGUAAAAGAAGCCGGUGGAAUAUUAAUUGCAACGACAAAUAUUCCGGAAAUGUGUUCGUGGAUCGAAUCGAGAAAUAAAGUCUAUGGACAGACGAAUAAUCCUUAUAAUACAACGAGGACCGCCGGCGGAAGUGGAGGGGGUGACGGGGCACUUUUAGGUGCAUGUGGUACCCCAAUUGCAAUUGGUACCGAUCUCGCUGGUUCCAUUCGAAUUCCGGCAUUUUCAAGUGGAGUUUUUGGUCACAAACCGAGUGGAGGUACAACUUCGAUAAAAGGUGUGAAUACGAUAAAAGAAGAUUACGAAGAUACAUUGAUUGAAGCUGGUCCAAUGUGUAAGAGAGCAGAGGAUCUUUUACCACUUCUCAAAGUAAUUUCAGGAAAAAAAUUAUCUAACUUAAAAAAUAUCGAUUUGCCCGUUGAUGUGAAAAAUUUAAAUAUUUUCUAUCAAUUGUCCUCUGGUGAUUUGAUAACAAGCAAAGUAUCAAAGACAAUAGAUUCGUGUUUAAUGAAGGCUGUUAAUCAUCUCAAAACAGUCACAGGUUCCGCCAAUGAGAUUAAAAUGCCAGGCUCUGAAAACAGUUACGAAAUUUUUAGAUACUGGAAAACAAGAGAUCUGAAGGAAUUUGGCUACGAUCUGACAAAUAGACAAGGUCGCGCUAAUGUUUGGACCGAACUAUGGUACAUUUUAACUGGUCGUGGAAGAGUGACAUUGGGCAGCAUUAUUGUACUCCUCGACAUGUACGUAAUGCCUCAGGAAAAUGAAGAGAACGCAAAACAAUUGACGACAACUCUGCAAAAUUAUCUCACGGAAAAACUUGGUGACAAUGGUGUAUUGUUGUAUCCGACAUUACCAACUGCAGUUAUGCAUCAUAAUGUCUCAUUUCUUCGACUUUAUAAUUUCAUCUAUUUGGGAGUGUUUAAUGCACUCAAACUUCCGGCAUGUCACGUACCACUUGGACUCGAUAAAAAUGGAUUACCAAUUGGCAUACAGGUUAUAGCUGGACCGAAAAACGACCACCUCUGCAUGGCAGUUGCAAAGGAGUUAGAAUCAACUUUUGGAGGAUACGUUCCACCUUCUUAGACAUUUAUAUAUUCAUCCUAUUAUUUUGGUUUUUA
Leptopilina heterotoma is the source of this 2008-nucleotide messenger RNA. Its product is annotated as fatty-acid amide hydrolase 2-like. The coding region runs from base 351 to 1973 and encodes 540 amino acids. The record is from RefSeq and is a predicted model, not a curated record. The transcript has 9 exons. Lineage: Eukaryota; Metazoa; Arthropoda; Insecta; Hymenoptera; Figitidae.